CACACAUGGGAACACAAACAUCCCACAGGAACCCAAACAUCCCACAGUCACCCCCUCCCUCAGGAACCCAAACAUCUCACAGGAACCCAAACAUCUCACAGGAACCCAAACAUCCCACGGGAACCCAAACAUCCCACGGGAACCCAAACAUCCCACGGGAACCCAAACAUCCCACAGGAACCCAAACAUCUCACAGGAACCCAAACAUCCCACAGUCACCCCCUCCCUCAGGAACCCAACAUCUCACAGGAACCCAAACAUCUCACAGGAACCCAAACAUCCCACAGGAACCCAAACAUCCCACUGGAACCCAAACAUCCCACAGGAACCCAAACAUCCCACUGGAACCCAAACAUCCCACAGUCACCCCCUCCCUCAGGAACCCAAAAUCCCACUGGAACCCAAACAUCCCACAGGAACCCAAACAUCCCACAGGAACACAAGCAUCUCACAGGAACCCAAACAUCCCACAGGAACCCAAACAUCUCACAGGAACCCAAACAUCCCAUGGGAACCCAAACAUCCCACGGGAACCCAAACAUCUCACGGGAACCCAAACCUCCCACAGGAACUCAAACCUCCCACAGGAACCCAAACCUCCCACAGGAACUCAAACAUCCCACAGGAACCCAAACAUCCCACAGGAACCCAAACCUCCCACAGGAACCCAAACCUCCCACAGGAACCCAAAAAUCCCACAAACAGACACAUAAAAAGUGCUUCAAAG
This is a messenger RNA of Austrofundulus limnaeus, 727 nucleotides long. RefSeq names its product sporozoite surface protein 2-like. The transcript has 2 exons. Bases 6 to 713 code for a protein of 235 amino acids. The record is from RefSeq and is a predicted model, not a curated record. Lineage: Eukaryota; Metazoa; Chordata; Actinopteri; Cyprinodontiformes; Rivulidae.